AACGCUUCUGCGAAUGCGGCGAAUUAAGAAUUGUCUCCAUAAUGGUCUCAUCUAUCAUUAAAAUGCUGAUGCGAACAAAUAAUCUCCAAAAUCUGUCUCUAUUGAUUUCUAGAGACGAGCCAGAUCUUCCGGAAUCAUCCAUUUUCUCUUCAAGUCAGCCAGGAUUAUCUAAUCUACCCUCUUUUCACCUUGUAUUAAAGGAUACACCAAUAAAAGUAAACAUUCGUGAAUUUAUCGAUAAAUUACCAGAGUUAUGUUCGAACCUCCGAGAAAUUGCCUUCGAUUUUUCCGACAAUGAUACUGAUGAUGAAACUACAUCAUCAUUAACUAGCAUUAUUAGUGCACAAAAAUAUCUAUCUACUUUUAGUUUAAGAUGUCGGACUGCUAGUGCUCAAAGAUAUAUCAACGAGCUAAGAUCUCGGAGAGAAUUGAAACAACUAUAUUUGAAUGAAAUUGAUUUUUCAAGGAUUUCGAUAAAUUCUUUGAAUG
Racocetra persica is the source of this 489-nucleotide messenger RNA. Lineage: Eukaryota; Fungi; Glomeromycota; Glomeromycetes; Diversisporales; Gigasporaceae. The record is from the annotation of a GenBank genome assembly.